CAAAUUUACAGAUUCUGCCACGUAUUGAAUCUUGAGUGAAUCUGGCACGCGCCCUCCACACUCCCCUAUUUCUGGUCUUUCUAUCCAUAGCCGAAACGAAGAAAACACAUUUCCAUACCGAUACUCUCUCACCCUCUCUCCUACAAUAAAAUAGGUCUUGUAUUUGCCUGUUUUAUGUUAGAGGCGUAGAUGAUGCUCAACUCACUUUCAGUUCCUGCUGUCACAAAUCAGGGCGCGAAACUACACCAUGUGAUUCAAGCAGUUGAUUUCUUAGGAUUUGCAUUGUCAAAUCUGAAGGUCAAGCCUACAAACUUGCCAUGCAGACUUCAAAGAAGGCAUCCAAGUUGCAUUAUUCGAUUAUUAGCUGUUCACAGGAGGAAUUCAACAAUAAGAACUUUAACUUUUGCCAUUCCAAAUGAAAGCGAUCAAUUGGAAAGUGGCAGUUUUUAUGGUUGUGCUGAUGAUCAAAUGCAUUUGCCUUUGGAAGACAAUGAGAAUUCCAAUCAUUCAGAUGCAGAAGUUGUUUCUUCUCUUUCAUACUCGGAAGCUGACCUUGCUCAUACAGUUGAGCUUCUGGGAAAACAAGGAAGCCUUCUUGACAAAAUAAAGGCUAUCCAAUUGCAUGUCUUAGCAUCAGAACAAUGGAAUGCUUCCCAACUCCAAUUGUGUCACAGAAAUUACUUGGUUAGUGCAACAAACUUGAUACAUUAUCUGGCAUUGAGAUGCCUUGAUGUUGAGCAGCUUAAAGAUGAUCUUUCUUUGAUUGGUCUCGUGAAUUUGGAGACUGCCAAUUCUCAUGUCCUUGCAAGUCUUACUGCAAGCAUUCAAAUAUUGGAGAACUUGAAAUCUACCUCCCUAAACCCUGAAGAACAUAUCAUUGGAGGACUAUUUUCUCAGAAAGGAUUUGACCAACAGAAGUAUUCAGCGUUUACAAUACCGACAAUAAGGAAGAAGGCAUCUUUUAAUAGAGAGUUAUUGUUGGGCCCACCACAAGAUAGUAGAACUACUCAUAUUAUGGUAACAAUUGGCGAGGAAGCUAUUGAAAGUGAAACAUUUAUUACUGAUCUAAUCAAGGCAGGGAUGUCCAUUAUUCGAAUCAAUUGUGCACAUGGAAAUCCUAGUAUUUGGAGUGAAAUUAUCACCAGAGUAAGGAAAAGUUCUCAAAUGCUAGAAAAACCUUGUCGGAUUCUCAUGGAUUUAGCUGGACCAAAGCUCCGAACUGGAAAGCUGAAGCCUGGUCCAGCUGUAAUGAAAUUCUCUCCCAAAAAAACUGCAGCUGGAAAUGUAAUCUUGCCUGCUCAAGUUUGGCUGACUCACAGAGAAGCAGGUCCUCCUCCUCCUCAUUUGUCUCUUGAUGCAGUAAUAUUUGUAGAUGAUCAAGAAUUUCUUACUAAGCUGGAGGUGGAUGACACUUUAAGAUUUUGUGAUGCUAGAGGGAAAAAAAGGAGACUCAAGAUUUCUAGAAAAUUUCAUGUUUUUUCUGGUACUGGAUAUGUGGCUGAGUGUAGUAGGACUGCUUAUGUUCAGUCAGGAACCCGAUUGUAUAUGAAGGGAAAGAAAGUCAGGUUUCCUGUUGGACAAGUGGUAGAUGUCCCAGCUACCGAACGAUCUAUCAGACUGAGAGUUGGAGAUUUGUUAAUCAUAUCACGAGGUAGUUCUUCCGGAGAAGAUGAAUUGUCCGCGUCCACCAGUGGUGCUCAUAGGGUUACAUGUUCCUCAGGGUACCUGUUUGAUUCAGUGAAACCUGGUGAACCCAUUGCCUUUGAUGAUGGAAAGAUAUGGGGGGUUAUCCAAGGAAUUGGUAUAUCCGAGAUUAUUGUCUCAAUCACUCAUGCUGGUCCCAAAGGCACGAAACUUGGGUCUGAGAAAUCCAUUAACAUCCCACAGAGCAAUAUUCACUUUGAGGGAUUUACUUCCAAGGAUGUUAUGGAUCUUGAAUUUGUUGCUACUCAUGCUGACAUGGUAGGUGUUUCUUUUGUCCGUGACACUCGUGAUAUUGUUGUGCUCCGCCAAGAAUUAGAGAAGAGGAAACUUCCAAAACUAGGAAUUGUUCUCAAGAUAGAGACAAAGAGUGGGUUUGAGAAAUUGCCUUUAAUGCUGUUAGAGGCAAUGAAGUCCUCAAAUCCCUUGGGGGUCAUGAUUGCUAGAGGAGAUCUCGCAGUGGAAUGUGGGUGGGAAAGGUUGGCUGAUAUGCAGGAAGAAAUUCUCUCUCUCUGUGACGCUGCACACAUACCAGUCAUAUGGGCAACUCAGGUCUUGGAGUCGCUUGUGAAAUCUGGUAUGCCCACCAGAGCAGAGAUCACUGAUGCAGCCAAUGGACGGAGGGUAAGCUGUGUCAUGCUGAACAAAGGGAAACACGUUGCGGAAGCUGUUUCAACUUUGGACAAGAUCCUCCGUUCGAAUUCCACCAAGACGAGAGCAGACUUAAAGCCCAUUCUCCUCUGUAGCCACCUCUUGUAAUAAAAAGCUAUUUGCUCCUCCUCAGUGAACAAUGUCUUGUCUAUGUAUCUCGAAUUUGUAAAUAUGUUUUGGUCAUAUGGUGUAGUAUCGGUUAUCGUAUAUUUUGGAUUAUGUAUUAUACUUUAUUGUGAUUGUCUUAGAAUCUAGGCUCUAAACAUUAAGAUUA
Molecule: messenger RNA, 2626 nt
Organism: Hevea brasiliensis (rubber tree)
Lineage: Eukaryota; Viridiplantae; Streptophyta; Magnoliopsida; Malpighiales; Euphorbiaceae
Product: plastidial pyruvate kinase 4, chloroplastic
Exons: 5
Coding region: 190-2460 (756 amino acids)
Biological process (GO): glycolytic process
Cellular component (GO): cytoplasm
Molecular function (GO): magnesium ion binding; potassium ion binding; pyruvate kinase activity
Source: RefSeq, a predicted model, not a curated record